Messenger RNA from Manis pentadactyla (Chinese pangolin), 2588 nucleotides. It is a transcript of the gene ALDH16A1, whose product is annotated as aldehyde dehydrogenase 16 family member A1. The coding region runs from base 70 to 2478 and encodes 802 amino acids. The transcript has 17 exons. The record is from RefSeq and is a predicted model, not a curated record. Gene Ontology annotation, molecular function: oxidoreductase activity, acting on the aldehyde or oxo group of donors, NAD or NADP as acceptor. NCBI's taxonomy places the organism in Eukaryota, Metazoa, Chordata, Mammalia, Pholidota, Manidae.
CUUCGGACCUCAAGGUUCCUCUGGGCAGAGCGCCCCGCAGUCCCUCUUGGAAAACGGCCUGGGCCGGUGAUGGCCACGGCGAGCACAGGGCGCAGCGCCCCGGAGAUCUUUGCCACGAUGGAGUACGGACCAGCGCCGGAGAGCCACGCAUGCGCACUGGCCUGGCUGGACACCCAGGACCGGCAGUUGGGUCACUAUGUAAAUGGAAAGUGGUUAAAGCCAGAACACAGGAAUUCAGUGGUUUGCCAGGAUCCCAUCACAGGAGAGAAGUUAGCCACUUGCCUCCAGGGACAGGCUGAGGAUGUGAUGACAGCCUCAGUGGCAGCCAAGACUGCGUUCCACAACUGGAGCAGGCUCCCUGGAGCCUCCCGGGCCCAGUACCUGACCAGGCUGGCCAAAGUGAUCCAGAAGCACCAGCGGCUGCUCUGGACGCUGGAGUCCCUGGUUACUGGGCGGGCCGUUCGAGAGGUUCGAGACAGGGAUGUCUCCCUGGCCCAGCAGUUGCUCCAGUACUAUGCAGUCCAGGCGCACACCCAGGAGGAGGCACUGGCAGGCUGGGAGCCUAUGGGAGUAAUUGGUCUCAUCUUGCCACCCACAUUCUCCUUCCUUGAGAUGAUGUGGAGGAUUUGCCCUGCCCUGGCUAUGGGCUGCACUGUGGUGGUCCUCGUGUCCCCGGCCUCCCCAACACCCCUCCUCCUGGCCCAGCUGGCAGGGGAGCUAGCCCCAUUCCCAGGAAUCCUCAAUGUGGUCAGUUGCCUUGCCUCCCUGGGGCAUGUCCUGGCCUGCCUGCCUGGAGUCCAGAAGGUGGCCUUCUGUGGAACUGUCAAGGAAGGACGUGACCUUCGGCGGAGCCUGGCGGGCAAGGGCGCUGAACUGGGCCUGGCUCUUGGGGCCGAGUCACUACUGCUGCUGACGGAGGCAGCAGACAUGGAUUCGGCCGUGGAGGGCAUUGUGGAUGCAGCCUGGUCUGACCGCAGCCCGGGUGGCAUCAGGCUACUCAUCCAGGAGUCAGUGUGGGAUGAGACGAUGAGGCGGCUGCAGGCACGGAUGGAGCGGCUUCGGGGUGGCCGAGGGCUGGACGGGGCCGUGGACAUGGGGGCCCGAGGGGCUGCCCCAUGUGACGUGGCCCGGCUCUAUGUGCUCGAGGCCCAGAGCCAGGGUGCACAGGUGUUCCAGGCUGGUGAUGUGCCCGCAGAUAGCCCAUUCUUUCCCCCAACCUUGGUCUCUGACCUGCCCCCAGCCUCUCCAUGUUCUCAGGAAGAGGUACCGUGGCCUCUGGUUGUGGCCUCCCCAUUCCGCACAGCCACAGAGGCACUGACCAUAGCCAACGGGACACCGCGAGGAGGCAGUGCCAGUGUGUGGAGUGAGAGAUUGGGGCAGGCCCUGGAGCUGGCCUACGGGCUCCAGAUGGGCACAGUCUGGAUCAAUGCCCAUGGCCUCAGAGACCCCGCAGUGCCCACAGGAGGCUGUAAGGAAAGUGGGUCUUCCUGGCACGGGGGCCCGGAUGGUCUAUAUGAGUACCUGCGGCCUUCAGGGACCCCUGACCGGGUGAUCUACCUUUCUGAGAGUCUGAGCUACGACACCUUUGGCCUUGCUGUCCCCCCAACCCUACCAGCCGGGCCUGAAAAGGGGCCCAGCCCAGCACCCCCGUAUGGGAUCUUCGUUGGGGGCUGUUUCCAGGCUCCUGGGGCCCGGAGCUCCAGGCCUGUCCGGGAUUCACAGGGCGAUCUCCACGGCUAUGUGGCUGAGGGGGGAGCCAAGGACAUCCGAGGUGCUGUGGAGGCCGCUCACCAAGCUGCCCCUGGCUGGGUGAGCCAGUCACCAGGGGCCCGGGCGGCCCUGCUGUGGGCUGUGGCCGCCGCACUGGAGCGCCGGGAGUCCACCAUGGCCUCGAGGCUGGAGAAGCUCGGCAUGUCGCUCAAGGCCGCCAAAGCAGAGGUGGAUCUGAGCGUGAGGCGGCUUCGGGCAUGGGGGGCCCGUGCCCAGGCCCAAAGCCACACAUUGCAGGUAGCAGAGCUGAGAGGCCCUGUGCUGCGGCUACGCGAGCCACUGGGCGUGCUGGCUAUCGUGUGCCCAGACGAGUGGCCCUUGCUGGCCUUCGUGUCCCUGCUGGCCCCUGCCCUGGCCUACGGCAACUCAGUGGUCUUGGUGCCCAGCGGGGCCUGUCCCAUCCCUGCCUUGGACGUCUGCCAGGAGAUGGCCACCUUGUUGCCAGCAGGCCUGGUGAAUGUGGUGACAGGAGACCGCGAUCACCUGACCCGCUGCCUGGCCUUGCACCAGGACAUCCAAGCCAUGUGGUAUUUCGGAUCUGCCCAGGGCUCCCAGUUUGUGGAGUGGGCCUCAGCAGGAAACCUGAAGCCGGUGUGGGUGAGCAGGGGCUGCCCUCGGGCCUGGGAUCAGGAGGCCGAGGGGGCAGGCCCAGAGCUGGGGCUGCGGGCAGCACGGACCAAGGCCCUGUGGCUGCCCAUGGGGGACUGACAUCUAAGCACCGCCCACAGAGAAGACAUGGACCCCAAACGCACCAGGCACCUAAAGCUUUCCUUUCAUUACUGUUCCUUUGCCCUCCAAUAAACUCUCAGUAACCUUGA